This is a messenger RNA of Numida meleagris (helmeted guineafowl), 2825 nucleotides long. It is a transcript of the gene SOBP, whose product is annotated as sine oculis binding protein homolog. Gene Ontology annotation, biological process: animal organ development. Bases 65 to 2686 code for a protein of 873 amino acids. Gene Ontology annotation, cellular component: nucleus. The transcript has 7 exons. The record is from RefSeq and is a predicted model, not a curated record. Lineage: Eukaryota; Metazoa; Chordata; Aves; Galliformes; Numididae.
CCCCUCCCGGCCCCCCCAGAGCACCAGCAGCCAUUUCAUCUCCGGCACCAAGUAGGCGCAAAAAAUGGCAGAAAUGGAGAAAGAAGGGAGACCUCCCGAAAAUAAAAGGAGCAGGAAGCCGGCGCACCCGGUGAAGCGGGAGAUCAACGAGGAGAUGAAGAACUUCGCAGAAAACACUAUGAAUGAGCUCCUUGGCUGGUAUGGUUAUGAUAAGGUUGAACUGAAAGAUGGAGAAGAUAUUGAAUUCAGGAACUACUCUGCAGAUGGGGAAAGCCGCCAGCACAUUUCUGUUCUCAAAGAAAAUUCCUUGCCAAAACCAAAAUUACCUGAGGACAGUGUUAUUUCACCAUACAAUAUAAACACAAGCUACCCAGGGCUUGCCACGGGAAAUGGACUUUCAGACUCACCAGCAGGGUCAAAGGAUCACGGGAAUGUACCUAUUAUUGUCCCAUUAAUUCCGCCACCUUUCAUAAAGCCACCAGCAGAAGAUGAUGUGUCAAAUGUACAAAUAAUGUGUGCCUGGUGCCAGAAAGUUGGAAUCAAGCGCUAUUCCCUGAGUAUGGGAAGUGAAGUGAAAUGCUUCUGCAGCGAGAAGUGCUUUGCAGCUUGCCGAAGAGCAUAUUUCAAGAGAAACAAGGCUAGAGAUGAAGAUGGACAUGCUGAAAAUUUUCCCCAGCAGCACUAUGCUAAGGAAACUCCAAGACUUGCCUUCAAGAAUAACUGCGAACUACUUGUAUGUGACUGGUGUAAGCACAUAAGACACACAAAAGAGUAUCUGGAUUUUGGGGACGGGGAAAGACGGCUUCAGUUCUGCAGUGCAAAAUGUCUCAAUCAGUACAAAAUGGACAUUUUCUACAAAGAGACACAGGCCAAUCUUCCAGCUGGACUGUGCAGUACAUUACAUCCUCCAGUCGAAAAUAAAGCAGAAGGCACUGGAGUACAGCUGCUGACUCCAGAUUCUUGGAAUAUACCGCUAGCAGAUGCUCGGAGAAAAGCCCCAUCCCCAGCGUCUGCAGCUGGCCAAAUUCAAGGUCCUGGACCAUCAGCGUCUACCACUGCCUCUCCGUCUGACACUGCCAACUGCUCUGUCACUAAAAUCCCCACGCCAGUUCCCAAACCUAUUCCCAUCAGUGAGAAUCCAAAUAUUCCACCGGUUUCUGUCCAGCCACCUGCUAGCAUUGUGCCUCCAAUUGGUGUCCCACCUCGCAGUCCUCCCAUGGUGAUGACAAACCGUGGGCCAGUUCCGCUGCCCAUAUUCAUGGAACAGCAAAUUAUGCAGCAAAUCCGUCCACCAUUUAUUCGUGGGCCGCCUCACCAUGCCUCAAAUCCUAACAGCCCUCUGUCAAAUCCAAUGAUUCCUGGAAUCGGUCCACCACCAGGCGGCCCCAGAAAUAUGGGUCCCACCUCCAGCCCCAUGCACAGGCCAAUGCUUUCCCCUCACAUCCAUCCCCCCACGACACCAACCAUGCCUGGGAACCCUCCAGGCUUGCUCCCGCCCCCUCCUCCUGGAGCCCCUUUGCCCAGUCUUCCCUUUCCCCCCGUCAGCAUGAUGCCAAAUGGUCCUAUGCCUAUGCCACAGAUGAUGAACUUUGGGCUGCCAUCCCUUGCCCCGCUGGUGCCACCCCCGACUCUACUAGUGCCAUAUCCUGUCAUUGUCCCUUUGCCUGUCCCCAUCCCCAUUCCCAUCCCCAUCCCUCACAUCAAUGAUUCCAAACCCCCCAGCGGUUUCUCCAGCAACGGCGAAAACUUCAUUCCGAGUACCUCCAGCGAGACGCCUGGAGCAAAGCCAACCAAUAGCUCUUCGUCCCCUCGAGAGUCAAAGCAAGGAUCGUCCAAACCCUCUGACUCCUCUCCGAGCUGCUCAGGCCAGUCCCUAAAUCAAGCUCAAGUGCUUCAGGAGCACAGUAAAAAUGAAGUUGUUGACUUGACUGUCAGACCUAGUAGUCCUGUGAACAGUAAAUUUGGUUUCCCCAGUGUGCUACAGGGUCCGCAGGAUGGUGUGAUAGACCUAACAGUAGGCCACCGGUCUAGGCUGCACAAUGUUAUCCACAGGGCUCUACAUGCCCAAGUGAAAGUCGAGCGUGAACCUAACAGUGUUGUAAAUUUGGCUUUCGGUAGCUCAGACAAAAGGAACUGCAGUGACUGCAGGGACAAUUGCAGCCCAAUUGAGUCAAAAACAUUGCCAUGCGGUGAUGCAGCCCACUGCUGCCCUGUCUCCUUGGCCUCCGGCACACCGGGACUGGAAGCUGGAGCAGCUGUGUGCAAUGUCAUUGUAAAUGGCACAAAGAGCACAGAGGGUUCCAAGAACCCGGAGCCACCCCAGGAUCCGAAAAAGCCCCAGCCACCAGAGGAGCUGGCGGUGAGUGAGCUGGAAUCUGUGAAGGAGAAUAACUGUGCAUCGAACUGCCACCUUGAGGGAGACACUGGCAAGAAGGCCGGAGAAGAGCCCCUUGCUGGAGGAGACAAGCAGGACCCCAACCUCAACAACCCGGCAGAUGAGGACCAUGCGUAUGCUUUGCGGAUGCUGCCCAAGACAGGUUGCGUGAUCCAGCCUGUGCCAAAACCAGCAGAAAAGACUGCUAUCGCGCCAUGUAUUAUGUCAGCGCCAAUCCUCAGCACAGGGCCAGAGGAUCUGGAGCCACCAUUGAAAAGGAGGUGUCUCCGAAUUCGAAAUCAGAAUAAGUAAAGGAAUGCUCGCCGACAGGGUACCUUGCAUGGAGAAAGGGAGCAGAGCAAACCACAUCGCUCCACCGAACGACACCAGCUGGUCUGCUCACCACCCCUCUGGCUAAAAGUCAAGCAAAUAAAGCAGCUUCCCAUCACGA